GGGAAGAGGGAAGCGCCUAGGCUGCCUGACUGGAAUGAGGGUAGCUACGACGACUGCGGCGGCGGGAGCGGGGCCGGCCAUGGCGGUGUGGACGCGGGCCACGAAAGCGGGGCUGGUGGAGCUGCUCCUGAGGGAGCGCUGGGUCCGGGUGGUGGCCGAGCUGAGCGGGGAGAGCCUAAGCCUGACGGGCGACGCCGCGGCGGCUGAGCCCGAGCCCACUUUGGGGCCGGCGGCGGCCGCCUUCAACGGCCUCCCGAACGGCGGCGGCGCCGGAGACUCGCUGCCCGGGAGCCCGAGCCGCGGCCUGGGUCCCCCGAGCCCGCCCGCGCCGCCCCGAGGCCCGGCGGGCGAGGCAGGCGCGUCCCCUCCUGUGCGCCGGGUGCGGGUGGUGAAGCAGGAGGCGGGCGGCCUGGGCAUCAGCAUCAAGGGCGGCCGCGAGAACCGGAUGCCGAUCCUCAUCUCCAAGAUCUUCCCGGGGCUGGCGGCCGACCAGAGCCGAGCGCUGCGGCUGGGUGACGCCAUCCUGUCGGUGAACGGCACCGACCUGCGCCAGGCCACCCACGACCAGGCCGUGCAGGCGCUGAAGCGCGCGGGCAAGGAGGUGCUGCUGGAGGUCAAGUUCAUCAGAGAAGUAACGCCAUAUAUCAAGAAGCCAUCAUUAGUAUCAGAUCUGCCAUGGGAAGGUGCAUCUCCCCAGUCACCAAGCUUUAGUGGCAGUGAGGACUCUGGUUCUCCAAAACACCAGAACAGCACCAAGGACAGGAAGGUCAUCCCUCUCAAAAUGUGCUUUGCUGCUAGAAACUUAAGCAUGCCGGAUCUGGAAAACAGAUUGAUAGAGCUACAUUCUCCUGAUAGCAGGAACACGUUGAUCCUGCGCUGCAAGGAUACAGCCACAGCACACUCCUGGUUCGUAGCUAUCCACACCAACAUAAUGGCUCUCCUCCCACAGGUGUUGGCUGAACUCAAUGCCAUGCUUGGUGCAACCAGUACAGCAGGAGGCAGCAAGGAGGUCAAGCACAUUGCCUGGCUAGCAGAACAGGCAAAACUAGAUGGUGGAAGACAACAAUGGAGACCUGUCCUCAUGGCUGUGACUGAAAAGGAUUUGCUGCUUUAUGACUGUAUGCCGUGGACAAGGGAUGCCUGGGCAUCACCAUGUCAUAGCUACCCUCUUGUUGCCACAAGGUUGGUUCAUUCUGGCUCCGGAUGUCGAUCACCCUCACUUGGGUCUGACCUUACCUUUGCUACCAGGACAGGCUCUCGGCAGGGCAUUGAGAUGCAUCUCUUCAGGGUAGAGACACAUCGAGAUCUGUCAACCUGGACCAGGAUACUUGUUCAAGGUUGCCAUGCUGCUGCUGAGCUGAUCAAAGAAGUCUCUCUAGGCUGCACGUUAAAUGGCCAAGAGGUAAGAUUCAAUGUCCAUUAUGAAAAUGGGUUCACUAUCUCCAGGGAAAAUGGAGGUUCCAGCAGCAUAUUGUAUCGCUACCCCUUUGAAAGGCUGAAAAUGUCUGCUGAUGAUGGCAUCAGAAAUCUGUAUCUGGAUUUUGGUGGUCCUGAGGGAGAACUGACCAUGGACCUGCACUCUUGUCCGAAGCCAAUUGUAUUUGUGUUGCACACGUUCCUGUCGGCCAAAGUCACUCGCAUGGGACUGCUUGUAUGAGCAGCAGAAUAUCAGAAAAGAGCCUUGAAUGUCACAAGAAGUGUUUCCACCUCAAAAAAAAAAAAAAAAGCACAAAAAGAAAGCUCUUUGCUCUCUCCUCCAGCACAGUGCCUUGACAAGGACCUGCAAAUCACUGCUGAACCAUGUUUAAAGAAAAGCCUGCCUUUCACAAGCUACCUUGGCCAGAAAUUCUAGGACUCUAAGAAGCUCCAAAAUGAAGCUAUUGAUUUAUUGUCUAGUUUCCUCAUGUGGUUUCUAAGUAAUGAGGUUUAUUUCCCCCGUUAAGAAAGGUGGCUCAUUGUUUUGCUUUUUGGACGUAAUCAAAUAUCCAAGAGUUGGUUUCUUUUUCUUUUUCCUGUAGGAUUUGUUUCCGACUUAGCCUUGAUCUCUUGCUUAGGAAGACUGUCUCUGCCCAGGUGCUAGUUUGCAGCAGCCCGUGUUUCUUGGUCAUUCCAGGGAGGCCGUACAUUUGGUUGGAGUUUACUGUCCUCACUUGCUCCUUCCACCCUAGGAAGUCCUUGAAUUGUGUCACCAAAGCGUUCGUCCAUCUGUCCUGGCUCUCACUACAUCCCACUCUAGCCAUCACUUCCCCCUGCAGCACAAGCUUUGCCACUCAUAAGUGCUAACUUUAGGACUUAGAACUUGUGAAAUUUGAUUUGCCUUGCCUUCCACUCCCUUUCUAGUGGUGACCAAGUUGAAAACCAGGUUGGAAACCACUGCUUUGAAGGAAAAGUUUUGCUUGUUUUAGAUUUUUCUGAUUUUAUCUUUGGUGGGAGCCAGGGGAUAUUAUAAGAUUUAUUUUAAAAGAAAAUCCUCAUUUUAGCCUAAGUCAUUUUUUAUUGCUUGCCAUAUGUGCCUUUGGUUAGGGUUAGUGGAGCUUUAUUAGUCAUUGUUUGAAUAACUGGAUAUCACUGCCAUUCCAGGGAGAUCAUCUAUCCUUGUUUUCAGGAAUAGUCUUUGAGGAGGGUUUCCUUAGUGGUAUCUUUUCUAGUGGGCAGAUCUCUUUAAGGAAGAUAAAUUCUGGAGUGCCAGCUUGUUUAAACAGUAGACUUGGUGGAUGAAGCCAGCUCUUCAGCACAAACAUCAUGUCAACUUGCUUUGGGCUGUGUGUGCCCAUGCAGGAUCCUGGUCCUGCCCCUCUCCCUUGUGGCAGCAGGGUGGCACGGACAAGCAGCUGCUAAUUGAAGACUCAGUGUUGGCUUAGUAACGCAUCCUACAGUGGACAGGGUGACAAGACCAUGGAACAGCUACCUGGGUUUUGCUAGGCAUUGCCAGACAUCAUCAUUAGGACAUAGUAGCAGUAAGAUUGCUGAUUUUUGGUAAAGAAUCACACUCACUUGUUUUUCCUAAUUAUGAAGGAGGUAUAUAUCUGAAAACGUUUAAAAUGUAUAAUAGCUAUAUAAAAUGUCAAGAUUAGCACAGUCCCUGGAUCUGAAAGAAAAGGUAGUAUUGACUUGGAUGUUCUCUGUGCCCUCUGAAGAAAGGUCUAGCAGUGGUUCUCAUUUACUAGAUUUAUCAGGAGUACCCUAAGAGGAUGUGAGUACUACGGAGGGUGGAGGAGGGUAGUACUCCAAAUAAGAAAAAAAACAACUCAGAACCAUAUAUGCAGGGGCUGGCCCGGUGGUGCAAGUGGUUGUGUGCGCGCGCUCCGCUGCGGCAGCCUGGGGUUCGCUGGUUCGAAUCCCAGGCGCGCACCAACGCACCGCUUGGCAAGCCAUGCUGUGGCGGCGUCCCAUAUAAAGUGGCGGAAGAUGGGCAUGGAUGUUAGCCCAGGGCCAGUCUUCCGCAGCAAAAAAGAGGAGGAUUGGCAGAUGUUAGCUCAGGGCCGAUCUUCCUCACAAAAAAAAAAAAAAACAUAUGCAAAACAUGAGCUAUUUGGUUUGAGUGCACACUGACCUACAGGUGAGACAUGUGAAAGAGCAGACUCAUGAGCGAGAGUUCUAGUUAGACGUUGUAACCCCAUUGCCUUCCCUCUGCCCAGAAGUCAGUCCUCCUUCCUAAGUACAGUGAGAUUAACCAUAUGCAGAGGCUGGGGAGAGGUGUUUGUUCUUCCUCCAGCUCCAGUCCCAAAAAUGAUUUAUGUGAUCCACUUAAAACUGGAAAUUGAAAUCUAGACUAGAAUAUCUUUCAAGAGCUUUUUAUGUUUUGAAAAUUCAUAACCCUAAGUUUGGUUACAUCUGGGAUAAGUUUGCAAAUCAAGGAAGAAAAAAAUAUAUAUCUUGAAGGUCCAGCUAUGAUUUCUGGAAACAGAAUUUCAACACAUAAUACCCUCAUAUAAGGGAGCUUAGACACUCUUUGCAGUGAGAGUAUUUUUAAUCUGAGAAGUUGAACGAUUCAUUCAGACUUUUGCAGUAAAACCAUUUGGUUGAGGUUUUCUGUAUUAGUGUGAAAGGGUAAGCCACUGAGAAGAUUUUCAGGGGGAACUUGUGAGCGACCCUGCUCAUUAGUUAUAUAAAAAAGAUCUGUAAAAAAGGUAAGAUUAAAAUGUGGGCAGGAGAGGUAAGGCGUGUGUGCCUUUUGGCUCAUUUUGCUCAAGCUUCAACUGUCAUGGACAGCACCAAGGUCCAUAGGGUUUUUAAUAUCUUUUGAGCCUUGGUAUGGAAUGAAGGUGUAUGGGAGGUUUCCUGUGACCACUAGCUCCCCCAAGAGCAAGAGCUCUUAAGCUGCUCGUUUAACAUACUUCAAGAGCUUUCCAAUCAUGGGUGACCAGGUUGUUCUUCAAUUAAGUGUGUUUGUGGGAUUUUCAAAACACAAAUGAAGUGCUUUUUAUGAAUAGGACAGCCUUGAUAAAUAUAUUUUGUAUUUAGAUGCCAAAAUGUGGCAAAUUAUUUUCAAAUGAUAACUAAAAUGAGCAUUUUUAAUAUUUCAUAUCUUUUAUAGAACAGCUAACUUUUCAUUUCUUUUUCAUUUUGAAUUAGGAAAAUUGUUGAGAAUGUUGUAGGCUUCUAUGUGUAGAAUGGAAAGGAAACUGCAAAGUAGUGUCCCCCUAGUUCUGAUGGACCACUCCCUGUGCCCCCAAAACCUGGGGUUAGACAUCUUCUCCAUAUUCCACACAGACGCCUAUCAGCAGCCAACUGGAGUGUGAAAAUUCUUCCUCCUCUUUCCCUAAAACUUCUCUCCUUCCUCUCCAAACAAAAGGGAAAGGAACCAAAGGAAAAAAAAAUACUCAAUUAUUCUUUCUCUGAAAAAGGUAAUUCCUUUCCUGUAAUCAUCAAACAAGCCUUACCUGGAAAUUAGUAUCUAAAAUUUAUAUGAAGAAAUACUUUAAUGUAUGUUUAUGCAGUAUUUAUUAGAUAGUUGUAACUGUAAAUUCACCUACCUAGUAGACGGAGUUUCAGGUUAAAUAUUGGGACAUGUACAGGCAAUCAAAAAUGUUACUUUAAAUGUCAUUCACCUAUUUUAAAGCCAUGUUUUAGCACUUUUUAGGCAAGGUAAAGUCUGAUAGUGCCUGUUUUUAUCUGUAGUCUCACAAACUUUGUUAUUGAAAAUUAUUGCAUGGCAGGAGAGAUUGAAUUCUUUCUUUCUUUUUUUGUUUUUUUGGGUGAGGAAGAUUGGUCCUGAGCUAACAUCUGUUGCCACUCUUCCCCUAUUUUUUGUAUGUGGGACACUGCCACGGCAUGGCUUGAUGAGCAGUGUGUAGGUCCGCACCCAGGAUCCGAACCCAUGAACCCCAGGCCGCUGAAGAGGAGCACGUGAACUUAACCACUACGCCACCGGGCCAGUCCCUGAAUUAUUUAUUUCUUAUAUUUUUAUAAGUGUAAAAAUCUCUCUAACCAACAAAUGAUUAAAGUUGUUACUGAUUGUUUUCUUAACUUACCUCCUAAGCAGAAUGGUAACAAAGGUUUUUUUCAGCUGAUUAAAUGCACUUAGCUAAUAAACCAAAAUUUAUUCUUUAAGAAAAAAUUAAACUGUGUGGAAUCUGGACAAGAUUAUGUUUCUCCCAGAAAAACAGGUUUCACUGUAAAUGGUUUUGAUGGACAAAAGUGUGACCACUUUUGAGAAAAAGUUAUGGUGGAUUUUUUUUUUUUUAAUUUUGUGAGAACCUCCAGGUCUUCUUGUUUAAUUUAUAUGCAUGUGGAUAUAUUUGUAUGUUUUCAAAAACAUGGAAGAAUCUCCAUAUUUUUAAUGCAGAUUAUCUUGUAAGCUGCUAUGCAAAUUCUAUUAAAAGCCCUACCUACUUAAAGAGUUAAACAUUUUUAAAGCUUUCAGGGAAGACCUGUAGACUUAAGCACUUUCUCUGCCUUUUUGUAUCUUAUCUUGGACACUUAACGCUGAAUUAUGUUCUUAUUAUUCUCACUGGUUAUAAGCUAUUGAUUGUACCUAAUAUUUAAACCAUCCAAAUAUCCAGCAUACAUUUCCACGUCGCUGCCAUCCACUGUUGACGCCAUGAAUGAAAUGGCUGGUCAGAAAGCCAAAGGUGGUCCUUUUUCAGUCCCUAAUGAAGAAGUAAAACGCCAGAUCUCUUUGGUCUCUAAGGAUAUUGCUCUGGUCAGAUCUGAAUAUCUAUGUAAGGAAAAGAGAGUUAUUUAAAGUGGGAAUUCUGCUUAGACUUUAAGUUAAAUUUGACUACAGUCAUAUUCAUUCUUUUCACAUAUCUCUAUCACGUAUAUUAUGUGCCAGGUGGUAUUAUAUUCUACCUUGAGUUUGGAAAUCUCUUUCAGUUAAAUUUGAAUUGUUACUGUCACUUUUUUUUCCCUCCUAAAGAUGAAAGCAGAGGAGUCUGCCAUCUGGUACCAUUCUCUCUCUAUCCCUAUUUUAAUUGCUUGGAAAUAUAGAAUAAUUUUGACUUUCUAUAUACUGUCUUUAAAAACUGACAGCAGGAGUCCCCGCCCCCCCCCCCCCGCCUUUUUUAAGUUAUAUCUUUCACUGUGCUGGGUAUAUAGACACUCAAUAAAUGUGUGAUGAUAGACAGUUCUAAAAUAAUUGUGCUAUAUAUCAGGAUUAUGUUUUUUUGAGCAAUACAGCUAUUCCUAUGGUGUAAUGAUAUUAGGUGAACUUUAUUUUACACUAGUAAAGGACUGCUUAAGUGA
Messenger RNA from Diceros bicornis minor, 6687 nucleotides. RefSeq names its product syntrophin beta 2 (gene SNTB2). Bases 35 to 1657 code for a protein of 540 amino acids. The record is from RefSeq and is a predicted model, not a curated record. NCBI's taxonomy places the organism in Eukaryota, Metazoa, Chordata, Mammalia, Perissodactyla, Rhinocerotidae. Gene Ontology annotation, molecular function: protein binding; structural molecule activity. The transcript is spliced from 7 exons. Gene Ontology annotation, cellular component: intracellular anatomical structure; dystrophin-associated glycoprotein complex; synapse.